AGGAGUGUUGCAGCCAACUUGUCCCAGAAGGUGCGUCUGCUAUGUUGGAUCAUGACUGGGCCUAAGAACCUGGAGUCUAGAACUAAACACAUCCGGGCCACCUGGGCCAGCCGAUGCAACAAAAUCCUCUACAUGAGUUCAGUGGAGACAGAAUUCCCCACAGUGGGGCUCAACGUAACCGAGGGACGAGACCAGCUCUACUGGAAGACCAUCAGAGCCUUCCAGUACAUCUACCAACAUCACCGCAAUGACUACGACUGGGUCCUCAAAGCUGAUGAUGACACGUUCGUGGUCAUCGAAAACCUCCACUACACCUUGUCCAAACAGGACCCGGAGAAGCCUGUGUACUUUGGGCGAAGGUUCCGCCCGUUCGUCCAGCAGGGUUACAUGAGCGGUGGAGCCGGCUAUGUCCUCAGUAAAGAAGCCGUCAGAAGGUUCAUCGAGGGAUUCGACAUGGCGAAAUGUACCCACUUUUCCAUCAUAGAAGACAUGGCUCUGGGGAAGUGUAUGGAGACAAUGGGUGUGGAGCCGGGAGACUCCAGAGAUGUGAAGGGAAGGCAGACGUUUCAUCCCUACCCACCAGACAAGUACCUGAUCAAAAAGCCACCCAGAAAACGGCCUUGGUUUCUUUUGUACGACUACUACAAACCCAGAGAGGGCCCAGAAUGUUGUUCAGAUCACACCGUAUCAUUUCACUACAUCUACAAUGUACAGAUGUACAUGCUGGAAUAUCUCACCUAUAAUCUACGGCCCUAUGGAUACCAGUACAGGUACAACCCUGAUUCUGCAGAAACUGAAAGUGAGAGUAACACCACCACACCUGUCUCUGCCUAA
Salvelinus sp. IW2-2015 is the source of this 834-nucleotide messenger RNA. Its product is annotated as glycoprotein-N-acetylgalactosamine 3-beta-galactosyltransferase 1-like. NCBI's taxonomy places the organism in Eukaryota, Metazoa, Chordata, Actinopteri, Salmoniformes, Salmonidae. The record is from RefSeq and is a predicted model, not a curated record. Gene Ontology annotation, cellular component: membrane. Gene Ontology annotation, molecular function: N-acetylgalactosaminide beta-1,3-galactosyltransferase activity.